Molecule: messenger RNA, 1536 nt
Organism: Neltuma alba
Lineage: Eukaryota; Viridiplantae; Streptophyta; Magnoliopsida; Fabales; Fabaceae
Exons: 5
Coding region: 235-1263 (342 amino acids)
Biological process (GO): protein peptidyl-prolyl isomerization
Molecular function (GO): peptidyl-prolyl cis-trans isomerase activity
Source: RefSeq, a predicted model, not a curated record
GGGAAAGAAUCAGCAAUUCUAACCGCCCACCCACACGAGUCUGUACCUUGAAUCACUAUGACCGCGAUCUGUCCCAUUCAUAGUUGGACUGGCAUCACGGAAGAGUCACUGCUCUAUUGUAUCCUUAAUUUGCCGCUUUUGGUGGUCAACGGCCACCAUUUCCCAGAAUCACCAAAACGCUCAAAUCGCUAAUCCAAUCCUCUUUCUGGGUUUUGCUCUUCCUCUAGUUCUCUAAUGGGUCGUAAACCUCACGACCCGGAGCCCACUCUUCCUCGUCGCUUGAUCCUCUUUUUGGUUUGCUUGGUUUCGUGCGGUUUGGUCUACGCCUUCGCCUCGGCAGUGCUCACAAACAUAGGGACCUCUCCCGUUGCGGAGUUGGUUGGAGAUGGCGUGGCAAUGGAGAAUUCUGUGGAAGGUUAUGGGGGAUGCUGUAGAGGAAUUGAAAAUCUGGAGCUAUGGGGUGCCGCUGUGAAGUGGGGUUCUGAGUUUAAAUUUAAUAAUUCCGAAGAUUGCUGCAACGCUUGUAAAUCCAUGUGUACUGGGAACGAUGGACCGUGUCUCUGUGAUUCGUGGGUGUUUUGUGGGAAUCGUGAGACUUGCGGAUCUAAGUUCGGCGAGUGCUGGUUGAAGAAACAAAAGGACAGCUUGGCUCCCGCACGACAAGAAGCUGGGGGAAAAGUUAGUUGGACUUCCGGUCUCAUCUUUGGAAAAGGAGAAGGUAUCAUUGAAUUGGAAACAGAACACGGAGCUCUUCGCGUCAAACUUUUCCCCGACUGUGCUCCACGCUCAGUGACCUACAUUCUAGAGUUGCUGGCUUUGCGCCAUUGUGCGGGGUGCCAAUUUUACCGUGCAGAAGGCCGAGGCCAAUCAUGGGAUGCAGAAGGAAACCACUUAAAAAAUGCUCCUUUUGGUCCUCCUUCUGCAUUAAUUCAAGGAACCUUGGAAGCACAGGGAAACCCAUUUAAGAAAAUACCAGUGGAAGACUGUCCAACAAUAAGAAGGGGUUCUAUUGCUUGGGUUGAUGGAGGACCAGAAUUCUUCAUAAGCCUUGCUAACCAUGGGGAGUGGAGAAAAGCAUACACAGUUUUUGGUUCUGUUCUUCCAGAAGACAUGAGUAUAGCCGAGAAAAUUGCUGCACUCCCCACAGUUUCUGAUGUUUGGAACAAUAUUAAUGUCUCUGUCUUGGAAAAACCCGUUCCCUUGUUGCUACGGAGAAUCCGGAAAAGCCCUGCAGAUAUCGACACCAAUGCAAAUUCAGAUUAGAAAUCCAUUUUUGCAAAUAUGGAUUUGACAAUUUUGGCUUGUAAGUGCAUACGUGCUCCAUUAACUUCAUUUGGGAAUUGUAGAGCUUAUAAGAAAGGAAAUUUAGAGUUCUACUUUCUUCUUUGAGCGAAUAUACUUCAUAAUCAUAUAAAUCAGCAUGCGUGGGGGUGCAUUAGCAGCAGCCGACUAAUGAGAUACGGACUGUUUCUUUACCGGCGGCUAGGCAUAUUACCAAAAUACAAAGCAAAUAAACGAACAUUUACUUUGUGAAUA